AUGGCUUCCAUACGUACUUCUCCGCUUACCCAAUCGAAAAGCAAAGGCAUUGUCACUGACAAGUCAAGCAGUCUUGAAGAGACACAUCAGUUCAGCCACAAGGCCUCAUGGGACAGUGACUCAAUUCGAGUUUUCCUGCAGUUGAUUGCAAAUGAGAUUACUAAAGGAAAAUCGCCGAUUCCUGGUCCUCAGCCAAGCAGGUGGCAAGCGUGGAAAAAGUUGAUGGAUUCAGGCAAAGGAGUGUCAAGGAUAGGGUUUGACUGUGACAUCGGUCUGUUUCAGGCACCUAAGGAGUGGUGGGACAAGGUGGAAUCGAUAAACAAGGUGUGUGCCAAGUUCAGGAAAAAAACCUUGGAACAUCGUGAGUUGAUGGAGACGGUUUUCAUGGGGGCAUCAGCUACUGGUAAGCACCAUUGGACCCCGGGAGAGAAACUUCCUGAAGCUGCUGAUGACUCAUCUGAUUCAGUGCAUAGUUUGAGAGCCCAGCCAUUUGCUGAUCCGAUACCCGCAGGAGUACAGGACGUGGAUUCAAAUUCUUCACUGGAGCAUGUUCCGAUUGAAAAUGGGAAAAGGAGAAAGACGCCAUCAACAAGUGUUUCAAAGUUGAAGAAGGCAACAAGUGGAGCGUCAGUUAUUGCGGAAAGCAUGAACAAUCUGACAGAUGUGGAGUGUACGAAGAAUCAGUAG
Messenger RNA from Camellia sinensis, 687 nucleotides. The record is from RefSeq and is a predicted model, not a curated record. Lineage: Eukaryota; Viridiplantae; Streptophyta; Magnoliopsida; Ericales; Theaceae.